This is a messenger RNA of Cuscuta epithymum, 5364 nucleotides long. The record is from the annotation of a GenBank genome assembly. Lineage: Eukaryota; Viridiplantae; Streptophyta; Magnoliopsida; Solanales; Convolvulaceae.
GCAAACACUGCCUUAGUCCAAUUAAUCUUUCUGCAUCAUUUCUUUGCGGGUAGUGACUUGAUUAUUUAAAAAACAAACUCCAAAGAGCUUUCCUGAAUUGAUGAAGGAGCGGUGUCUGAGAUCUGAAUUUGCACUUGUUUUCGUUGCUGUUGGUGUUGGUGUUUAUUCAGUUCUUUUAUCGAUGUUCAUGAGCUGGAAUUGAAGGGCUCAAUUGUGGGAAAGAGAUUCAUGGAGUGGGCAACGCUUCAGCAUUUAGAUCUCCGGCACGUCGGCCGGAGCUCUAAGACAUUGCAGCCUCACGCCGCAGCUUUCCACCCCAUUCAGGCACUCGUAUCCGUAGCAGUUGGCACCUACGUCAUUGAAUUUGAUGCAUACACUGGAUGUAAGAUCGCUGCAAUAGACAUGGGAUCGCCGGUUGUUCGUAUGGCUUAUAGCCCGACUAGUGGGAAUGCUAUUAUUGCCAUCCUCGAGGAUUGUACAAUUAGGUCAUGUGAUUUUGAUGUUGAGCAAACAUGUGUGCUCCAUUCUCCUGAAAAAAGGACGGAACAGAUUUCUGCAGACACCGAAGUCCAUCUUGCCUUAACUCCCCUUCAACCUGUAGUAUUCUUCGGUUUCCAUCGCAGGAUGAGUGUGACAGUUGUUGGAACUGUCGAAGGUGGUAAAGCACCUACAAAAAUAAAGACAGACUUGAAGAAACCUAUUGUCAAUCUUGCUUGCCAUCCUCGACUUCCUGUUUUGUAUGUAGCUUAUGCGGAAGGUCUAGUUCGAGCUUACAAUAUCCAUACAUAUGCUGUUCUUUACACUUUACAACUCGAUAAUACCAUAAAGCUGAUUGGUGCGGGUGCAUUCGCAUUUCAUCCAACACUGGAAUGGCUAUUCAUUGGUGACAGGCGUGGGACGCUUAUUGCAUGGGACGUAUCCACAGAGAGGCCUAUGAUGAUUGGAAUCACACAGGUUGGUUCUCAGGCUAUUACGUCGCUUUCUUGGCUACCAUUGCUGCGUGCGCUCAUCACUCUGUCCAAAGAUGGAAGCAUCCAAGUGUGGAAAACAAGAGUCAUUCUGAACCCUAACAGGCCUCCAAUGCAGGCUAAUUUUUUUGAACCUGCUGCAAUUGAAUCAAUUGAUAUCCCUCGGAUUCUGUCACAGCAAGGGGGAGAAGCAGUAUAUCCACUUCCACGAGUUAAGGCUUUAGAAGUUCACCCAAAAUUCAAUCUAGCAGUGUUGCUUUUUGCGAAUAUGAGUGGUGGUGACAAUCGGAAAAAUAAAGCUGCAUAUACCAGAGAGGGACGAAAACAACUUUUUGCAGUUCUACAAAGUGCACGAGGAUCCUCAGCAUCUGUAUUGAAGGAGAAACUUUCAGCACUUGGUUCAUCUGGAAUAUUAGCUGAUCAUCAACUCCAAGCAAAGCUUCAAGAACAUCAUUUGAAAGGGCAAAACCAGCUUACAAUAUCAGACAUAGCACGGAAGGCUUUUCUUUACAGUCAUUUUAUGGAAGGUCAUGCCAAGAGUGCUCCAAUAUCUCGAUUACCUCUCAUUACUAUUUUGGACACUAAAAAUUUAUUGAGACAUACUCCUGUAGUCCAGGCAUUCCAUCUGGAGCUAAACUUUUUUAGUAAAGAGAACCGAAUUCUUCAUUAUCCCGUCAGAGCUUUCUAUGCCGAAGGAGUCAACCUUACAGCUUAUAAUCUCUCCUCUGCUGCCGAAACUAUAUACAAGAAGCUUUAUACCUCGAUUCCUGGUAAUGUAGAAUUCCAUCCAAACAACAUUGUCUAUAGCAAAAUGCAACACCUGUUUCUCAUUGUCUAUGAGUUCAGUGGUUCAACUCAUGAAGUGGUUCUUUAUUGGGAAAACAUAGAUCCUCAACUUGCAAACAGUAAAGUCACCACAGCUAAAGGUCGGGAUGCUGCCUUUAUUGGUCGUAGUGAAAAUCAUUUUGCAAUUCUUGAUGAGGAUAGGACCGGGCUUUCUUUAUAUAUGUUGCCGGGAGCAGCUACACAGGAGUCCAAUGAAAAGAAUGGGGCAGUUGAUCUAGACCAGGCUGCAGAAACUGAGGUUGCCAUGGUUAAGGGUCCACAACAGUUUAUGUUUGAAAGCGAAGUUGAUCGGAUUUUUUCUACUCCAAUAGAAUCAACUGUGAUGUUUGCUUCCUAUGGCGUCCAGAUUGGUUUGGCAAAGCUUUUCCAAGGAUACCGUCUCUCAAAUGCUGAUGGACAUUAUAUAUCAACAAAAUCUGAAGGGAAAAAAUCUAUCAAAUUGAAAGUAAAUGAAAUUGUGCUCCAGGUACAAUGGCAAGAAACUCUUAGAGGCUAUGUUGCCGGUGUACUAACCACACACAGGGUGCUUAUUGUCUCAGCAGAUCUUGAUAUAAUUUCAUGCAGUUCUAGAAAAUUUGACAACGGGCUUCCUUCAUAUAGAUCCCUUCUAUGGGUUGGCCCUGCACUUCUCUUUUCUACUACUACUGCUGUUUGUGUCCUUGGUUGGGAUGGAAAAGUGAGAAGUAUUCUUUCCAUUAGCAUGCCCAAUGCAGUUCUGAUUGGAGCUUUGAAUGAUCGAUUACUGCUUGCAAACCCUACAGAUAUAAAUCCUAGACAAAAAAAGGGAAUUGAAAUUAAGAAUUGCCUUGUUGGGCUUCUUGAACCACUUCUAAUUGGGUUUGCCACAAUGCAACAAUACUUUGAGCAGAAGCUUGAUCUCUCUGAAGUACUAUAUCAGAUAACCACCAGGUUUGAUAGCUUGCGGAUCACUCCAAGAUCACUUGAUAUACUUGCCAGUGGCCCUCCAGUUUGUGGUGAUCUUGCUGUAUCUCUAUCCCAAUCUGGCCCACAAUUCACCCAGGUAUUGCGAGGAACAUAUGCAACCAAAGCACUGCGGUUUUCUACUGCUUUAUCAGUUUUGAAGGAUGAAUUUUUGCGAUCUAGAGAUUAUCCGCGGUGCCCCUCAACAUCUCAUCUUUUUCACCAAUUUCGACAGUUGGGAUAUUCUUGCAUCAAGUAUGCACAGUUUGAUAGUGCAAAAGAAACUUUUGAAGUCAUAUCAGACUAUGAAAGCUUGCUAGACCUAUUUAUCUGCCACCUUAAUCCUAGUGCUAUGAGGAGACUUGCCCAGAAGUUGGAAGAAGAAGGUGGGGAUCCAGAGUUGCGGCGAUAUUGUGAACGGAUUUUGAGGGUGCGCUCUACAGGGUGGACACAAGGCAUAUUUGCAAACUUUGCUGCGGAAAGUAUGGUUCCUAAGGGACCUGAAUGGGGCGGCGGUAACUGGGAGAUUAAGACGCCAACCAACAUGAAGAGCAUACCGCAGUGGGAACUGGCUGCUGAGGUGAUGCCCUACAUGAGAACCGAUGAUGGAAUGAUCCCAUCUAUCGUAACAGAUCACAUCGGUGUGUAUCUGGGCUUAAUCAAAGGAAGAGGAAAUGUUAUUGAAGUGAGAGAGGAUGCUCUGGUUAAAGCAUUUAAAGCUGAUGGACAGCAACCAUCUACAGUAAUGUCCAACCAGUCUGCUAAAGGAGUGCCUGUGAGUGAAUCAAAGGGUGGUGAUUUUAUGAUGGGCAUUGAAAGUCUUUCUAAACAGUUUUCGGCCUCUAAUGCUGCUGUAGUAGAUGAGCAGGCGAAAGCCGAGGAGGAAUUCAAGAAAUCACUCUAUGGUCCAGCGGCUGAUGGUAGCAGUAGUGAUGAAGAAGAAACAUCAAAAAAGAAAAAGUUCCUAAUUAAAAUCAAGGACAAAUCUGUUUCUUCCACUACUGUAGAUGUGGAUAAGAUUAAAGAAGCCACAAAACAAUUGGGUCUGCCAAUGACCAGAACCAAGUCACUUACAGGUUCAUCACCCGAUCUUGGACUUUUGGCUCCUGUACAACCUCCUGCUGUUUCUUCUCCUGCUGACCUCUUUGGAACAGAUUCACUUAUACAACCUGUGUUGCCACCGCCUGCUCUUUCAGUUAAGGGAGUAGGAACCAAGUCACUUACAGUGCAGCCAAUUCCUGAGGAUUUCUUUGAGAAUACUAUAUCAUCUGUUCAUGUUGCUGCUUCAUUGCCUCCUCCUGGGUCAUUAUUGUCAAAAUAUGAUCAAAGUUCUAAGGGAGUCGAAAGCGAUAAAGUUGAAUUGAACCCUGCAGGUGUUAUUCCUGCUGAUAUUAGUCUUCCUGGUGGAGGAGUUCCCCCCCAAGCACCUACUCAACCAACCGGCUCAACUGAGUCUUUUGGACUUCCAGAUGGUGGCGUCCCACCACAAUCCGUUACUCAUGUGAUGCAGCCACCCUCUGCCAUUCAACAACCUCUGUUUCAGAUGGCACCGACCUCAACAGCAACACAACACCUUGACCUCAGCGCUCUUGAAACUCCUGGAGCUUUACAACCGCUUUCUGCACGUCCAACUUCUCCAAAAGCUGCUCGUCCUGGACAGGUUCCUCGCGGAGCUGCUGCUUCAGUUUGCUUCAAGACUGGACUUGCGCAUCUUGAGCAGAAUCAGCUUCCAGAUGCAUUAUCCUGCUUUGAUGAAGCCUUCUUGGCAUUGGCUAAGGAUCAAUCUCGUGGAGUUGACAUCAAAGCUCAAGGAACAAUAUGCGCCCAAUACAAAAUCGCAGUCACUCUUCUUCAGGAAAUCAACCGUCUGCAGAAAGUCCAAGGCACUAGUAGUGCAAUAAGUGCUAAAGAUGAAAUGGCAAGAUUAGCACGUCACUUGGGUUCGUUGCCACUUCUGGCUAAGCACAGGAUAAAUUGCAUCCGGACAGCCAUCAAGAGGAACAUGGAUGUUCAGAACUAUGGUUAUGCCAAACAGAUGCUUGAGUUGCUGCUGUCCAAGGCGCCUAUAAGCAAACAAGAUGAGCUCCGAAGCCUGAUUGAUGUUUGUGUCCAAAGAGGCUUGUCCAACAAGUCAAUCGAUCCACUAGAAGAUCCUUCUCAAUUUUGUGCCGCCACGCUUGGCCGUUUAUCAACCAUUGGAUAUGAUGUUUGUGACCUCUGUGGGGCCAAAUUCUCUGCUCUAUCUACGCCCGGAUGUAUAAUCUGUGGUAUGGGCAGUAUUAAAAGGUCAGAUGCUCUUGUAGCAGCGGUUCCCUCCCCAUUUGGCUAAGUGAGAAAUACGUAUAUGGGAAGUGUUGGUUCUUUGUUUGACCGAAGUGAAAACUCGGGGUAAUAGUGUGUAUAGCAUAUAUAUGGCUGGGUAGUGCAUGUUUUGAUUUUCUGUAUUUUAUAGUAUUCAUUUUCUUAUUUUAUUAAUAUUCCUCUUCCCUCAUUACAUACCAUUGGUUUUGCCACAUUUUUAAACCGGCUGUUCAAGUAAAUAUUAACAAUAUGCAUCUUCAUUUUUAUAGUUCCCCGCAUGUCGCUAUUGUGCAUUUGUGCUUUACUAUUAGCUUCACUCAAUUUAUAA